Molecule: messenger RNA, 282 nt
Organism: Epithele typhae
Lineage: Eukaryota; Fungi; Basidiomycota; Agaricomycetes; Polyporales; Epitheliaceae
Exons: 4
Coding region: 1-282 (93 amino acids)
Source: RefSeq, a predicted model, not a curated record
AUGUCGAUCUCAUGGUACGUCCAAACGAUCGACGACCGCUACGAUGACAAGCGCAGCCGGAGGUCUAGUUUCGCGUUGUCCGAUAUCUUUGAGCUGGACGAAGAAGAAGCCGUCGACAUCGAGAUCUCUCCAAUCCUUCCGCCUUCACCAAGCUCCGGUAGCUCCAUUUCCACCACCGACAGCGUCAAGUCGCGCGUGAAAGCCGUAUUCUCCGACAUUGCCCUCGUCGCGAGGCGACAGCUUCGGCGUGUCCGCUCCGCCAACACUAUCCAUAUUGCCUAA